Molecule: messenger RNA, 1353 nt
Organism: Aspergillus glaucus CBS 516.65
Lineage: Eukaryota; Fungi; Ascomycota; Eurotiomycetes; Eurotiales; Aspergillaceae
Product: aquaporin
Exons: 4
Coding region: 270-1229 (319 amino acids)
Biological process (GO): transmembrane transport
Cellular component (GO): membrane
Molecular function (GO): channel activity
Source: RefSeq, a predicted model, not a curated record
ACUCCCGAGUGCUAAACUAAACCUGUCGCGUGGUUAUGGACUCUGCCGUCAGAGCCGUUCUCUGGAGAGCAUAAUCGUAUUAUGCUUAGAUUCUAAGCCUUUGGAGGUUCCGUGGCGGCUCCACUGUGUCUCCGAAUCUUCCCUACAAUCUAUACGGGUGUAGUACUACCCCUGUGCUACUGCGAAAUGGAGCGAGAAGAGUUUUUAUUUCGCGUUCUGCUCUUGUUCCAUUAACUUUCUGUCAACUUUAUUCAUACUUACCGGCCAUCAUGGUCAUUAUCACCGGUCUUCCGGAUUAUGACACUGAACGCCAAUCCAGCGUGGCGCCUGGAAUCCCUCCGUUCGCGGGUCGACUAGGAGGACAGCAGGAAUAUCCUGAUCGCAAUGAUCCGCGAAAUACAAAACUGCUCAAGGAAAUCCCCGAUGCAGCACCUCGCAUGCAUCUAUCCGAGGUUUUUGACCUCCGGGGAUUUCUCAGUUUAGAUCUAUGGAAGUUUGCUCUCCUAGAGUGUGUUGGAAGCAUGAUGUGCACCUUCAUGACCGCCUGGGUAACCCUCCACGCGCCCUCCAAAACCGAAUCCCCCCAAACCCAAGCCGGCAUCUACGACACCCUCACCUUCUUCUCCCCCCUCUUCGGAGGAAUAACCAACGUCCUCCUCAUCCCCCUCCUAAUCUACACCUUCUCGCCCUCCAGCGGCGGCCACAUAAGCCCCACAAUAACCCUCGCCACUUUCUUCGCGCGCAUGAUCUCCUUCCCACGCAUGGUGCUGUAUCUCGGCGGACAGACCUUCGGCGGCGCACUGGCUGGUUUCGCAAUGCGCACUGCGUACGGGAGUCGCGAGUUUACGGUCGGCGGGUGCUAUGUUGAUACGGAGAUGGUUCCUGUGAAGGAUGCGCUGGUGAUUGAGUUUAUGAGUUGUUUGGUGUUGGUUUAUGUGGCGUUUGGGGUUGCGUUGGAUCCGAGGCAGGCUAGUCUUUUUGGGCAUGCGGCGUCGCCGUGGUUGGUGGGGCUUGUGUUGGGGAUUGUUAGUUGGGGGUCUGCGUUUACGAGGGAGGGGUAUAUUGGUGCUAGUGUCAAUCCCGCACGGUGUUUUGGGGUUUACGUUGCGUCGUCGUUUCCGGGGUAUCAUUGGAUUCAUUGGGUCGGACCACUCGCUGCUUCCAUUGGCCAUGGAUUAAUUUACUAUCUUGAUCCGCUCUGGGUUGAUCCCAGGCCGAAGAAUGCAUAGUUGAACAGUUGUAUAUAUAAUGGAAUACAUGCAUCAGAAGAAACUCGUCUUUGUUUCCACUUGUCGAUCUCCGAUGGAGAAAUAAACCAACUAUGGAGUUACGGUAAAGACACUGGCGGUUUCA